AUGUCAGGAGAAGAGAAUAGGAAAACACCAGUUACUUUGAUUUCAGGGUUCUUGGGGUCAGGUAAAACAACCUUUUUAAAUUACAUUUUAACAGAGAAUCAUGGGAAAAAGAUUGCAGUCAUUCAAAAUGAAUUUGGUCAAGGUAUUGGGAUAGAGACUGCAAUGAUUGUAGGUGAAGAUGGUUCAAAGGUGUCUGAAUGGUUAGAGUUCCCAAAUGGAUGUAUUUGUUGUACUGUCAAGGACGACUUUAUCCAAUCCAUCGAAAACAUGUUGUCAAAGAGAUCAUUUGAUUAUAUUUUAAUUGAAUCUACUGGAAUGGGAGACCCAGGACAAAUAUCAUCAUCUUUAUGGGUUGAUGAAGGAUUAGAGUCACCAAUCUAUCUAGAUAGUAUUAUAACAUUGGUCGAUUCAAAGAAUAUAUUAAAACAAAUCGAACAAGGAGAGAGAAAUAGAAUUAAACAACAGACCAGCGCUGUUGUGGUAGAGGAGGAUGGGGGGGAGGAGGAAGGUGGUGGUUCAGAACCUCCUCCAUUAAAGGAGACAGAGGCAGAGAGACAAAUUGCAUUUGCCGAUGUGAUUCUAUUAAACAAGGUUGAUUUGGUCGAUGAGCAACAAAUACAACGUGUCAGAGCCAAGGUACAGGAUAUUAAUCCUUUGGCAACGAUCUUUGUAACGCAAAAGUCGGUGGUUGAUUUGGACAAGGUUCUCUCGAUCCAACAGUACAAACCAAACGUCGAUAUCAUUAAAAACUACAAGGCUGCUGCUGCAUCUGGUGUAUGCUCUGAUUCCUCUUGUUCUGAUCAAGAGCACCAACACCACAACCACCAACAUGGCAGUGAGAGCGUGCAUUCGAAUCGCAUCAACACAAUCUGUGUUGAAAAGAGUGGGUCGGUUGGUUUGACCGAUAUGAACAGAUGGAUCGGAUCGAUUGUUUGGAGCGAGUACCAAGACAAGGUUUUUAGAUGCAAGGGUCUUAUCUCGAUCGAUGGAAACGAAUACAAACACAUUCUUCAAGGUGUUUAUGAAACAUUUGAAAUCCUCCAAUCCGAUAUCAAGUGGUUGCCAAAUGAAGAACGUAUAAACAAGUUGGUGUUUAUUGGUGAAUGUGGCGACAUGCAUAAUCUCAGGCAAGACCUUGCCUAA
Messenger RNA from Cavenderia fasciculata, 1143 nucleotides. Its product is annotated as COBW domain-containing protein. The record is from RefSeq and is a predicted model, not a curated record. The transcript is spliced from 4 exons. The coding region runs from base 1 to 1143 and encodes 380 amino acids. Lineage: Eukaryota; Evosea; Eumycetozoa; Acytosteliales; Cavenderiaceae. Gene Ontology annotation, cellular component: cytoplasm.